Nannospalax galili (Upper Galilee mountains blind mole rat) is the source of this 2399-nucleotide messenger RNA. It is a transcript of the gene Plbd2, whose product is annotated as phospholipase B domain containing 2. The record is from RefSeq and is a predicted model, not a curated record. The transcript has 12 exons. Bases 40 to 1773 code for a protein of 577 amino acids. Gene Ontology annotation, cellular component: extracellular region. Lineage: Eukaryota; Metazoa; Chordata; Mammalia; Rodentia; Spalacidae. Gene Ontology annotation, biological process: phospholipid catabolic process. Gene Ontology annotation, molecular function: glycerophospholipase activity.
CCGCAAAGUGGCAGUCACGUGGUCGAGUUGCUGCGCCCGAUGGCGGCACCGACGGUCGGGAGCCAGGCGGCCGGGUCGCUGCUGGCCUGGCUGGCCUGGCUGUUGCUGAGCUGCCCGGCAGGCGCCCUGCCGAUCCCGGGGCCCGGCUGGCAGCGCAACGGGCUCGACCUGCCCGCGUCCCGCAUCCGCUCGGUGCUGCUGGACGCCGCGUCGGGCCAACUGCGCCUGGUGGAGGGUCUCCACCCCCAGGCGGUGGCCUGGGCAAACCUCACCAACGCCAUCCGCGAGACCGGGUGGGCCUUUCUGGACUUGGGCACAAAUGGCAACUAUAAUGACAGCCUGCAGGCCUAUGCAGCUGGUGUGGUGGAAGCCUCUGUGUCUGAGGAGCUUAUCUACAUGCACUGGAUGAACACAGUGGUCAAUUACUGUGGCCCCUUUGAGUAUGAAGUUGGCUACUGCGAGAAGCUCAAGAACUUCCUGGAUGCCAACCUGGUGUGGAUGCAGAAGGAGAUGGAGCUCAGCCGGGACUCACCCUACUGGCACCAGGUGCGGCUGACCCUUCUGCAACUGAAAGGCCUGGAGGACAGCUAUGAAGGCCGUUUGCACUUCCCAACUGGGAGGUUCACCAUCAAACCCUUGGGGUUCCUUCUGCUGCAGAUAUCAGGAGACCUGGAAGACCUAGAGCUGGUCCUGAAUAAGACCAAGACCAAGUCUUCCCUGGGCUCGGGCUCCUGUUCUGCCCUCAUCAAGCUGCUGCCUGGCCAGCGGGACCUCCUGGUGGCCCACAACACCUGGACAUCCUACCAGAAUAUGUUGCGCGUCAUCAAGAAGUACCAGCUGCAGUUCCUGGAGGGGCCGAAAGAGGAGUACCCCCUGGUUGCUGGCAACAACGUGGUCUUCUCGUCCUACCCUGGCGCCAUCUUUUCCGGUGACGACUUCUACAUCUUAGGUAGCGGUCUGGUCACCCUAGAGACCACCAUCGGCAACAAGAAUCCAGACCUAUGGAAGUACGUGAAACCUGAGGGCUGCGUGCUAGAGUGGAUCCGCAACAUUGUGGCCAACCGCCUGGCCCUGGAUGGGGCCACCUGGGCCGAGAUCUUUAAGAAGUUCAACAGUGGCACGUAUAAUAACCAGUGGAUGAUUGUGGACUACAAGGCGUUUGUCCCUGGUGAGCCCUGCCCUGGGAGCCGGGUGCUUACCAUCCUGGAACAGAUCCCGGGCAUGGUGGUAGUGGCUGACAAGACUGCGGAGCUCUAUGAGACGACCUACUGGGCCAGCUACAACAUCCCGUUCUUUGAGACUGUGUUCAACGCCAGUGGGCUGCCAGCCCUGGUGGCCGAGUACGGAGACUGGUUUUCGUAUAGCAAGAGCCCUCGAGCACAGAUCUUCCUGCGGAACCAUUCACUUGUAAAGGACAUGGACUCAAUGAUCCAGCUCCUGAGGUAUAAUGACUUCCUCCAUGACCCCCUGUCACUGUGUGAAACCUGUGACCCGAAGCCUAACGGAGAGAACGCCAUCUCUGCCCGCUCUGACCUCAACCCAGCCAAUGGUUCCUACCCGUUCCCAGCCCUGCGCCAGCGCUCCCAUGGUGGCAUCGAUGUGAAGGUGACCAGCUAUUCACUGACCAAGUUCAUGAGCUUGAUGGCAGCCAGUGGCCCCACGUGGGACCAGGUGCCCCCCUUCCAGUGGAGCACCUCACCCUUCCACGACAUGCUACACAUGGGCCAACCUGACCUCUGGAAGUUCUCACCUGUCCAGGUCCUGUGGGACUGACCUCCAUGUUGCCCAGCUGCCUUUGCCCUGCAUAGCCUUCAGGGUCACACACCUGCUGCCCACCCCUCCGGUCUUUCCCUGCGCUGGCCCCUGGUCUUAACACAAACUCUGUGAGCUCAGAGCUCACUGUCUGUCCUUCUGCCUUUCACCCCUUCAUGGCUCUUUCUAUCAACUGUGUCUCUGUCCCUCCCAACAGUGGGCCAGGGCUCAUACUUGGCUGAGGGCCUGGUGGGGUCCUGGGCACCCUUUGACCAGGAUUGCUCCCUCUGUGUGUGGAUCACAGGCUGGUGGGGCUCAGCGUCCAGUCCUAGGUAUGACUCAUGGUUGGUGUCAUUCCUGGCCUGCAGGCCCAGCCCCUCUGUCUUCUCAGGGAGCAGUCCUUUGUCCCCUUCUGGGCAGCUUCCUUAAGGACAGAAGCUUGAAAACAAAAACCACCAAGUUUCUGGCCACUUGUGGCUGGAGGGUCCCCGGUGUCUUUUCUGCAGGGCAUGUGACCUAUCACCCCACACUCCUGCCUCCUGUCCUUCCCUGGCCUAGGCCUGCCCCUGGCCUCCUGGCAGUGCCCCUGGCUCCCCAAUGUGGGAACCAAAUCACAGGCUGUGCCACCAUUAAACAGGAGAGGCCUG